CUCAACGAGAUCUCAUGACAGGCAAUAUGGCCAAACUUAAAGUAGCAGUUGUUUUUAUAUUUACUUUCAUUCAUUUUUUAAUUUUAACUCAAGCAAUGGAUUAUGAGGAAGUUUCAAACAACAGGACAAAACGACAUGCCGUGAUAGGUGUUAGGAACAGCGAACUUCAAAAUCUACCAAUAUCCUGUCCAAGCCUACAGAGGUACAGACUACCAGAUGGUAACUGCAACAACCCUACAUCACCUUCCUGGGGAUCAGCCGGAUCAGCUUUAAGAAGAAUAGUUGAUAAUUAUUAUGACGAUGGUGUAAAACGACCUAGAAUUCGAGGUGCCGAUGACAAGCCGUUACCAAGUGCACGUGAAGUCAGUAAUAAAGUUGUAGAGCUGGAAGUCAAAGAAUCAGCAGACACGAUCUAUACCAACUUAUUCCAAGUUUAUGGACAAUUCCUGGAUCAUGAUAUUGAUUUUACUCCAACCGUCAAGGAUACUAAUGGUGAUAAAUUCAAGUGUUGUACAGAUAAGUUAAAUAUGGAAGGUGGUCAACAUCCCGAUGUCGAUGACGGUGAGCCAUGUUUUCCAAUAGUGAUUCCUUUUAACGACCCGUUCUUUAAACCGAGGAGAUGUUUAAAUUUUGUCAGAUCAGUGGAAGUUGAAGAUCACAGAUUAAAAUGGCAAUCGCGACUUUUAAAAGUCAGUAAUUAUGAUAUGUUACCAGAAGACAAGACGAUCCAAUGUCAAAAACGUGAUAAGGAUGAUUACUGUUUUAAAGCUGGUGACCCUAGAUCUAACGAACAUCCAGGCUUGUCAGCUUUCCACGUCAUAUUUUUAAGAAUGCACAAUCGAAUUGCGUUGCAACUAUAUAAUCUAUAUAAUUUAAACCACUGGAAUAAAGACGAAAGGUUGUUUCAAGAAACUAGAAAAAUCGUAGAAGCCAUAUUACAACACAUCAGCUAUAAUGAAUGGUUACCAUUGGUUGUUGGACCAAAGGCUACACGUAAAUACAGGUUAAAAUCAGAUAUUCGUACUGAAUAUAAAUACGACUCCAAAGUAGAUCCGAAUAUAAUAAACGCCUUUUCUACAGCUGCAUUUAGAUAUGGACAUUCUACUAUACCAAAUGAAUGGACGUAUAAAGGAGAACCGGGGAAGAUACCGCUAGUUCAAAUGUUCCAUAGUCCAUUUUAUAUUUAUAAGGAUGGAGGAAGGGGUUUAGAUGGUAUAAUUGAAGGUAUGUUAAUAGAUUCGAGCCAAGCUACCGACCAUAUUUUUAGUGAUGGUGUAAGGAAUAAAUUAUUUGAAACACUGAAGGUUCCUGGUAUGGACUUAGCUGCUAUCAAUAUACAACGUGGUCGGGAUCACGGUCUGGCACCGUACAAUGAAUACAGAAAAUAUUGUGGUCUGGACCCUAUAGUAUUUGACAAAAGCACGCCACAAGUUAAAGCUCUUGCUUCAGUUUAUAGCAAUGCGGAUGAUGUGGACUUAUAUAUUGGCGGAGUAACAGAACAUCCGGUGACAGGCGGUCAUGUUGGACCAACUUUCGCCUGUAUUAUUGCAGAACAAUUCCGUAAUAUAAAAUAUGGUGAUCGUUUCUGGUUUGAGAAUAUUAAACACCGAUAUCCAUACAGUUUCAGUUCUGAAACUUUCACUGUCGGCCAGGUGAAUGCAAUCAGACGAAUGAGUAUGGCAAGAAUUUUAUGUGAUACAACUCAUAUUCGUUAUGUUCCCAAGAACGCUUUUUUACACCCAGAAAACGGUGGAUCAGCGAGAAAGGUUUCGUGUAGAGAUUAUUACAGUAUUCCACCAUUAGACAUAAGACAGUGGUACCAGCCGUCGCCAAUGUUCGGUUAAAAUUAUCACAGCUAGCAAUAAAUAUCGUUUUAAAAUACCACAUAAUAUUGAUUUUUGAAAAGUUUUCAAAUAUUAGUUUCAUUAUUAUUCUUCUUAUUAUUAUUGUUACAACAUAUUUAUAAUGCACCCUUUCAUAUAUAACUUGUUCGGGGACACUUGCAAAGUGGCAAUAAAAAAACAAGGAAAAAAACAACACGAUGUUACCGAUAACUGUUAAUACUAAAACACACAAUCUCCUAACAGUUUGACUGUGUAAUGAAAACACAGUUUUACUUGGUUAUAGUUUCUGUUCUUUUCUAAAUAAUUUCAAGCAUUAUUAAUUUGGACUUAAAUGGCUUACCUAUUGACGUUUAUUUGGAGUCCACUGAUGUAAACAAAAUGGCUUAUAAUUAUCAUAUUUUUUAAAAGUGACACUUGAAUGUUAAUACCUUUAAUCAAAUUUAAUUUUAAAAGACUUUGAAUGUUAUGAAAUAUAAUCUUGUUUUUAUUACUUUCUGGGAAUGUAGUUUAUUUAUUGGAAUAUUGCUGUUUUAUUCGAAAUUUAUAUACUUCUAAGUAUUAUGUUAACAAUAAUACUGAUAUGAAACUGCUUGGAAAAGUUCGUUGAUUUUGAUGUACAAUUUUGAAGUAUAAAUUUGAAUUUUAAA
Patella vulgata (common limpet) is the source of this 2491-nucleotide messenger RNA. Its product is annotated as myeloperoxidase. The transcript is spliced from 13 exons. Lineage: Eukaryota; Metazoa; Mollusca; Gastropoda; Patellidae. The record is from RefSeq and is a predicted model, not a curated record. Gene Ontology annotation, molecular function: peroxidase activity; heme binding. Bases 15 to 1844 code for a protein of 609 amino acids. Gene Ontology annotation, biological process: response to oxidative stress.